UGCCAUGUUCUAACUCUCGCGCUGUUUUGCUAAUGGAAGUGUCAGAGUGUCAACAAGCAGCAGCAGACUGUCCGGAGCAGGGAGGAGGGAGUCGAGAGGCUAUUUAAACAUCGGAACAUUUGUCUGAGAUGGGGGAUGAUCGACCUUUUGUAUGCACUGCCCCUGGAUGUGGGCAGAGAUUCACAAACGAAGACCACCUGUCAGUCCACAAACACAAGCAUGAAAUGACAUUAAAAUUUGGUCCUGCCAGAACAGACUCUGUUAUCAUUGCAGACCAGACACCCACACCCACACGUUUCCUGAAGAACUGUGAGGAGGUUGGGCUAUUCAAUGAGCUAGCCAGCUCCUUUGAACAUGAGUUUUCCAAAGCACACGAAGACGACAGGACAAAACAUCCGGUGAGAAAAAGGCCUGCACCUUUACAAACACCGUCUGAAGUCAAAGUUGAAGAUGAGGGUCCUUUACAAGUGGAUUCUUCCUCUCCCGGAAGUCCAGAUUCCUCCUCCAGCAUGUCGGACAACAGCGGAGACUCGAGGGGGAGAGGCAUGGAGAUUGUCACAAAGCCUGUGGCAAGCUCUGCCCCUACUCCAACCAUUGUACGUCCAGGUUCUCUUCCCCUUCACCUGAGCAAUGACGCACUACACCCGACUUUACCAUCUCCAACAUCUGUCAUCACGCAAACGCCGCCCUCCAACAGACAGCUUGGAUCCCCAACAAGCGCUUUUCCACUGGUGAGGCACCUCCCCAAUGGGCAGACAAUACCUCUCCUGCCCAGUCCUGUGCAGAUGACCUCCGUUAUAUCUCUCGCGAGGCCAGUGAACUCAGUGCCUUACAUCCCUGGGAUUCCAGGACCUCCAGUUGGCGGGGCCAGCAGUGGCUCAUCCUCCCCGUCUGGGUAUAGUCUGCACUCUGAAGCUAAGAUGCGGCUGAAAGCAGCUCUAACUCAUCAGGGCCCAGGAGCACAAGAUGGGGCUGGUGGGGGGGCAGGAUCCAUCCCUGCUGUCCCUCAGCGACAGGAACAGAGCCAACAACCCACUCAAAACUCUGACGCACCAUCACCUGCCCAGCCCCAGGUGUCCCCUGCUCAGCCAACAGGAGGCAGGCGGCGGCGAGCUUCAGAGAUGGACCCCGAUGAGAGGAGGGAGCGCUUCCUGGAGAGAAACCGGGCGGCCGCCUCCCGCUGCAGGCAAAAACGAAAAGUAUGGGUUAACUCUUUGGAGAAGAAGGCAGACGAUCUUGUCAACAUGAAUGUGUCCCUGUCGAAUGAAGUAGGCCUACUGAGGAACGAGGUGUCCCAGCUGAAGCAGCUCCUCCUGGCCCACAAAGACUGCCCGGUCACUGUUAUGCAGAAGAAGGCGGCUUUCUUAGCUGCAGGAGGAGAGGAAACCUCCAGGGAUACUUCCAGUGAACCCAUCGGCUCCCCAGCGGCUGUUAUCCAGCACGGUCAGUCACCACCCGCCUCAGCCUCCAGCCCAGUUGCCACCAUCAACGGGCUGAGCGUCCGCGCUGCAGAGGCGGUGGCUAUGUCGGUCUUGGCCGGCAUGGGAUCGGGCCAGCCGGGAGGGGUCGUCAUGGCGACGCAGUCACAGUCAGCCCCAAGAUGAUGUGCUGACGCAUUUAGCCGGUAUGAACUCGAGUGGCAUUUGGAGGCCGGACUGGUGCAAAAGCGUUUGAAAAGUUAGACCCGCCCUCAAACCCCCACCCCAGACUAAGAUACUCUCGCCCCUCACAGCCAAUGAUAAUCACACAAAGACAUGGCACAGUGCCUCCGUCAACCCUCCAGUCCCAGCAGGCUCCCUGUUAAGAGACGCUUGGUCACUCUCUGUAUGUAAAUAUGAAUAACACGUCGGACACUCACUCUGCAAGGUUUGGGGUCAUUUCUUGUUCAGUCGUGACAGUUGGAAAAUGUUUUAGAUUGGGAUGAAAAGUAUGAAUGAAAACUUUUUAUGUCAAAAUCGUCAGUAUAUUUUCAUUUCACUUAAAAAUGCAGCUUCUGUCCAACUUCAGUCCCACACGCUGGCUGUGAUGAGGUUGGUUGCUUUCCAGGCUGACAACUGUACUUGUAUUUUUUAUUUGUAUGAAAAGAUUUUUAUGCCUGAUACUGGUCGUCGACAUAAUGUUUGCUGAUGCAGUGAAAGUACGGUGAGAGAUUGGCUGGCUGAUUUCAGUAAAAGGCAGCCUGGAAAGUUUUUUUAAAUGCUCUUUUUAUGUUUACUUUUCAAACUGUCCUUUUUAGUUUUCUGUCUGUUUCCCUUCUGAGUUAAUUCUCUUUAAAUACACAUGACGGUUUAGUCAGCCAAGUGCAUAAAAAAACCAAAUUAUAGACGUGUACACAGUUAACCCUGUGAGUGUGUGCCUGACUUUUUUUUCACCAUCAGUUUUAACCUAAUUGAAAUGGAUGUCCUUACAUCAGUCGUGUAUGUAUCAAACCUUAUUGACUGCAUGGAUUACUCAAGGCUGAAGAAUACCACUGUUUGUGCUUCAUCAUACCAUCACUGUUUAUUCAUCUGCUUUUCUUCUUUUUUUUUUAAACAUCAAAUUACUGAUGCGAAAAUUGUCCUCGUUAUGUACAGAUUUAAUCCUCAGUCCUAAUGUAACACUCUUGAAAUGGUUAGCUUUUAGAAGGCCUUUAAAUGAUAAUCAAACAUAAUAGAUAUUAAAUCAUUUCAGUUGAGGAAAAGAGUAGUGCAAUAUAUUUUUCUAUUGAAUACCAAUGUUUUAUCUGUUGUGUGUCGCCCAGCCGCUGAGAGGGAUUUGGUUCAUUUCAGUUGAAAGCUAAAGUUAUGAGUUAAACAGAAUGUGAAGAUGAGUAAUCUUGAAUGAAUGAGAUUGGUUACUAGUGCACAUCUGUUGACACGUACAGAUGUCCUAGUCUUGGGUGCUUUCCAACAUUUGAAAAGCUGUCUUGUAUCAUGAAGUAGAAUUAAAUAGUUGUGAAGGUGCUUCUUUUGAAAUUUAAGUUUCGAAAUGCAUAUUAUUUUAUACCGCAGUGUACUUCCAAGACUAUCAAUGUGUGUUUCCCCUUGUCACUCAAGUUUUUUUUUGUUUUCUUGUUUUUUUUUAAUAUAUAAAUAACGUCAUUGUUUUAAGAUGUUUAUUUUUCUCUAUGGGCAUGUCAGGCUUUUUGUUUUUCCAUCAUGUGAUUAGCAUUUCAGUUUAUUUUGUUAAAGAGCAUAUAUGUCUUUUAUGUGUUUAACACAGGUAAAACCUUUUAUGAAAAAAAUGUCUCUGAUAUCUGUAUGGAGAGAGUUUGUCAAAUACUCAGGCUUCAAGAUGGGAAAGAUUACUUGUGUAUAGUCUCAACCAAUAAAUAAGUUGUCUCGGGCAAAUAUUAAAAAGAAAUUAAUGAAAAAGAAA
This is a messenger RNA of Cottoperca gobio, 3357 nucleotides long. It is a transcript of the gene atf7b, whose product is annotated as activating transcription factor 7b. Gene Ontology annotation, molecular function: DNA binding; DNA-binding transcription factor activity. The transcript has 12 exons. Gene Ontology annotation, biological process: regulation of DNA-templated transcription. The record is from RefSeq and is a predicted model, not a curated record. Lineage: Eukaryota; Metazoa; Chordata; Actinopteri; Perciformes; Bovichtidae. The coding region runs from base 129 to 1604 and encodes 491 amino acids.